Messenger RNA from Mizuhopecten yessoensis (Yesso scallop), 2496 nucleotides. RefSeq lists its product as uncharacterized. The record is from RefSeq and is a predicted model, not a curated record. The transcript has 5 exons. The coding region runs from base 104 to 718 and encodes 204 amino acids. NCBI's taxonomy places the organism in Eukaryota, Metazoa, Mollusca, Bivalvia, Pectinida, Pectinidae.
CACGUGCUAUUGUUUACGUCAGCUGAGUCAAGGAACUCGUGACUGUGCCGUGUGCGACCAAGGCCUAAUAUUUUACAUUACUAGACAGUAGCGAAAAGCAGCGAUGUCGUCCAGUCCAGGGUACAAAAGCCUCAAUCAUGAUGGAAGAUCUAGCUCUACGAAUACUUGUUGCUGUUCGAAAUCAUGGAGGAAGUGUCCUUGCUACGGAAAGGCGUGUAUUGUAAUCGCAGCUAUCAUCUGCGUUUUUGUCGCCGUUGUGUUUUCAGCUGCAGGUGUUUACUCAGUCUUCUACCCUAUACACGCGUCCUGUAAGAUAAACUGGUCAUUUAAUGCCUCGUGUGAUGUUGUCCAGACUAAAAUUGUACAGCAGAUCAAUGACUGGAAGGGUGCUGACAUGUGCAAUGGAACUCAGAGAUGUCUGUAUCUGCUUAAGGGCAAUAAGGCAGGUGUGAAGACAACAGCAACCCAUGAGACACCAAAAAAGCACUAUAUAGAUGACCUAACAUUUGACUUCAGUAGUGCUUCUGAUGGGUCCUGCCAAGUCAAGGGAUAUUCUACAUCAGAAACCUGGUAUGCAGUACUUGACUAUGGAACCAACUACUGCAACUUAAACAACCUAAUAACAGGUUCUGGUGUAGACAAGCUGCCCGCCUAUACUGAGACAACCAGCGAUUCUGUCUGUACUCAGUAUUCCAUAAGGAACUGUGAUGUCUAUUAGUGGUUUACUGUAUGCUUCAGUAACAUGUUGCCUUUCUGCUGUUGGGUCUUGUAACUACCACACAGAAGUGAUUGAGUGACUUUUGAACAUCAUAGUAUGCUUAAGUAACUGUGAUACUGACAACGAAUAUAUAUGAUGCAGCAUCAAGAAAGUCAUUGGUAUAAAAAUAAGAAUUAAUAUUCAAGAUAUUGUCAUCCAUGAUUCUCCAAGGGUUAUGCUUAUUUAUGGUCUCUGCACACCUGGAAGUCAUGGCAGUCAUUUUUACUGUUAGGUUAGUUUGAGACACUUCUCAUGUACAUUAGAGGAUCAAACUAGCCUUCUUGUAUCAUCUUCAAGUAGUGGACACCGAGCUUUGGAUUUUGUUACAACUUAUUCCUGGGAUUCGGAGAGUGUAAGUGAGGGUAACCUCUGAAGUAAAGAGGAUAGGAAACUACAAAUUUGCUUGUGUCUUGAUAAGUGUAUUCAACAGUAUUUUUGAGAAAGGUAAAAUUUUGAAAAUUAGAGAUUAUUACUCAUUAUUCAGCUUUGAAUAGAAGAGAUCUGAAUAGUAAUUUUCAAGAUUUUCUGCAUUUUCGUAUUUCAAAAAAAUGUUGAUAUCUCUGGAGGCUUAUUCAAUCAUAUGCUUCUUUUUUCCCGCCUCUUCAUAUUGCUGCAUUUUAUUGUCUUGAGGAAGUGUAUUGAUCUGACUCACAAGUACUUUCAAUAAUUAUGUAUUUGUUAUCAACUGAAUAAUUGUCAUUAUGUAUUUGAUUUUUCUUAACUUUGUCAUUUUUUAUCUCCAUCUUUAUUUCAUCUGAACAUACUAUAAAACAAAGCUGUAAAUGUUUUCAAUGGAUCAAGCCAAGCUUACUGCAACAUAUACAAUUCAUGUAAAAUUAGCAUCAGAAGACUUUAUCUCUAACGUUGAUGAGAAAGUAUGUUUCCCUUGUAAUCUUAUUAUGUUGUGUACAUUUUUAUGAAAUGGAAAAAAUCAAAACAAAAAUAUGAUGUAUAUGAUAAACCCUGCUGUAAAUAGAAAAUGAAGACAAAAAAAUAACAAAACAAAUAUUAACAUGACCUUGUUACAAGUAUUUGUUGCUGCAGUAUUAAUGUAUGCACAUGUUAUGCAGCAUAUUUAUACGGUAUAGAAUGCAUCUAUUUACCAUUCGUUUCAAAUGUAACAUUUACAAGUGAGAUCAAAUUAAUAUUAUGUAAAUGUGUUCUUUUUCAAAAUCAUCCAACUGAAUUUGAUGUCUAGUUGACACGGUAAUCUCAGUUGGAAUAGUGUCAAGUGUUGGGAACUAGAACGAUAUUGUGAAAAAAGAAAAGUAAUACUGAAAUCAAAAGCAAAAUAUUGAUAUACAAACAAAUGUAUAAUAAAUGGGCUGAUGUUGGAAAUCGAAGUAUGGAGUCGAUUAUGUAAACCUAAUUAAACAUAAAAACCUUACUUUGAAUCUUUUAACUGUCCAACUUAACCAUGAAAACAGGAAAGCUUAAACUUAUAUCUUGAUGAGUGUGCACGUUCUGAAUGUAAUAUUCAGGGCCAAGAUUAGAGAAUAGAAUUGUGAUACAUGUUUUUUGGGGGUGUGGAAAAAGUGUUUGUGGAUACCAACUCGUCUUGAUUGUUUCACUUGUUAUAAACAGAGACGUUAUAUACUACUGGCUGUAUAUGUCUCUGAUGUAGCACACUGCAUAAAACUGCUAGCACACCUAAUUCAUGUUAUACGUUUUUCUUCAUAUAUAUGCUUCAAACUGAAAAAACCCGUCUUGUUUGUCUUUGAAAUAAAAGUUAAAUAUAA